CCUUCCCUUACCAAGAUGGCCACCGGAGCGCUUCCUCCCCGACCGCCCCCCCUUCGCUUCGCCGUGGACGUCACCGCGAGCGUCACCGCGAGCGCCACCGCCGCUUCCUGUUCCCCGUCGCGACAAGACGCAAUGGAUGUCAAUGGGUACCACCGCCACAACCACCCCCACAAAUCGCCGCCGCCGCAGCAGCAGCAGCAUCAUAAACAGCACCACCAGCAGCCGCCCGAACAAACAUCUACCUCCGCCAAAGACUACGAAGCCCUCGCGGCGAAGGUGUUCCGCGCGGCGAGCGAGGGGAAGGCCCUCACGCUCGCCGCCCUCCUGCUGGACAGGAGCGCCGACGAGGAGCGCUCCGCGCUGGGGCACAGCACCCGCCUGGGCGGCCAGAAGGCGACGCCGCUCAUCGCCGCCGCGCGCCACGGUCACGUCGGGGUGGUGCGCCUGCUGGUGGAGCACUACCGCGUGGACACCGAGCAGACGGGCACCGUGAAGUUCGACGGAUACGUGAUCGAGGGCGCCACGGCGCUGUGGUGCGCGGCGGGCGCGGGGCACUACCCAGUGGUGAACUUCCUGGUGGCCGAGGCUCAUGCCAACGUGAACCACAUAACUGUGACGAGCUCCACCCCUCUGCGCGCUGCCUGCUUCGACGGCCGCCUGGACAUCGUGCGGCUGCUGGUGGAGCACCGGGCCGACGUGUCCAUCGCCAACAAGUACGGCAACACGUGCCUGAUGAUCGCCGCCUACCGUGGCCACGCCUCGGUCGUUCGCUUUCUGCUGGGCCAAGGCGCCGACCCCAAUGUGCGGGCGCACUGUGGCGCCACGGCACUGCACUUCGCCGCCGAGGUGGGCCAUGCCGAUGUGGUGUCAGCGCUGCUGGCAGCGCGGGCCGCGAUCCUGCCCAAUGAUCAUGGCAUGACUCCACUCAAGGUGGCCGCCGAGACCUGCAAGGCAGAUGUGGUUCAACUCUUCCUAGACUCGGGUGCCUGCGACAGGGAGUCGCGCAUAGAGGCCAUGGAGCUGCUGGGCGCUUCGUUCGCCAACGACCGUGAUCACUACGACCUGGAAAAGACGUUCUACUACCUCUACCUGGCCAUGGUGGAGCGAACCAGCGAGAGGGGGGUGGCGCUGCUCAUUCCCAAGGAAUCGGUGGCUGCGCCCGUGGCGGCGUAUGGUGGGCGCAGCGAGAGCCGCACGCUGUUGGACCUGGAGAAUAUGCGGCACGAUCUCGACGCACUGCACAUGGAGGGUCUCAUCAUACGCGAGCGGAUCCUCGGGCAGGACAACGUGGACGUGUCACAGCCCAUCAUCUACCGCGGGGCCGUGUACGCCGACGGGAUGCAGUUCGACCGCUGCAUCCAGCUGUGGCUGCGUGCACUGGAGUUACGCCAGCGCAACAAUCGCUGCACGCAGAAAGACCUUCUGAGAUUUGCGCAGGUCUUCUCGCAGAUGAUCCAUCUGAACGAACCAGUGCCUCCCGAGGCAUUGGAGCGGGUGCUGGAGAGCUGCAUCGCAGAGGUGAAGCGUAGCGUGUCGGGCGUGCAGGCUGCGUGCCAACACGACAUGCACGCUUCGUGGGACAUGCACGAGGCCAACCUGCACACGGCGCUGUACCUGGUGUGCGUGGUGACACGCACGCGCACCAGCGAGGAGCAGACGCUCAGACUCAAUCGCCAGAUCUACCGGCUGCUGCGCAUGGACGCACGUACCCGGGAUGGCUCCACGCUGCUGCACCUGGCGGUGCACAGCGAGACGCCGGUCGACGACUUCCAUACGGACGCCGUAUGCUCCUUCCCAAGUGCGCCCGCCACACACCGCCUGUUGGAGUGUGGCGCAUCGCCCAACGAGGGCGACGUGCGAGGCGACACGCCCCUGCACGUCAUCGUGCGCUACACGCGCCCCAUCAGCGACUUCCUCACGCUGCAUAGCAUAAUCCUGCUGCUCGCAAAGGCUGGCGCCCACACAGACGCAGCCAACGUGUGUGGGCGCACGCCACUACAGUGCGUUAGGACGGGGGUCGCGGAGGUCAUCCUGCGCACGCAGAAUCAGCUCAGCCUCCAGUGCCUGGCGGCGAGGGUUGUGCGCCAGAACUGCAUUACGUACGUUGGGCUCAUUCCGAAAGCACUGGAGGAGUUUGUGAACCUGCACUGAUACCCAUUUUCCACUGGCAUAUCCGUGCCGAGCCAGCACAAGGCUCUCACAGUCCAGGUGGUUUUCAUCUGGCUAUUUGGCAUGCUGAGUGGGGAACCAAACCACGCUAUGCUGGCAUCAUAAGACAUCAGAAUCUGGUUUUGGGCCAAGCAGGACCAGGGUCAGGCCCAAUAAUGCAUUGAUUGCAUGUGACAGUACAUCUCACAAUGUCACCUCAUUUACAUGCAACACAGGAAGCACCGACAUUGCGUGAAAUAUCGGUGCCUUCUGAGCUGCGCCGGUUUGGAUCGGAAUGGUUUUACAGUGGAAAAAGAGGUAUUCGUGGCCCACAGUUCGACAGGUCAGCCUGGGUCAGGGUGCUGCAGAGAGCUGUGCCUUAUUCGUUGUGUGUGACUGGGAGCAGAGAUCACAUUGCACCUAAAUGAUAUCCCUUCCAACGAAAGCUGCAAAUACAUUUUACGUAGUGCAUCCUUGCAGCUAAGGAUGCACUACAUGGUUAUUGGUUGCCCCUGUGCAAUGAAUUGAAUGUGAUGUGUUAUUGUGGCACACACUAACCGAGCAUGACCUAUAUAUAUAAACCAUACUCUGGUAUAUGUAUAAUGUAUACAUAUAUCAAACCAAUAUACUUAAUUGUAAAUACAUUUUCAGUGCUGUAAUUGUUUUAGAUUAUUCCGGUAAAACUUUUAUUCCUUCGGAGUAUUUUUAUACACUUAUGAUCAUCUGGGCAGGGAUUGGUAAUUUAUAACUACUACAUGAUGGGAAUGGGAAUUUCAGAAAUCCCAAUAUGUGGUGCAUCAUCACCAGAUGGCAGCAUUCAAGCGGCCCACUCUGUUAAGUAAGAAAUUAUGAUGAAUGCCAUUAAUGUGGCAACCGAUUAUCGAUCAUCGAUCUCCCGGUCUCCAGAGCAACAACAUAAGCCAUGCCAACAGCCCUUUUCAGGGCUCUACAACGUGCCAGAUAGGCCCUGGGACAAGGAUCCUCCAACUGAACAUUGAGGGACUCUCUCUGGCGAAGUGCGAGUAUCUUACGAACAUAAUGAACACAUAACAUGCCAGUCGCGACCACAUCCAUGGAUACAACCUCAUGACGAGCCACAACCAACCUAAAUAUGGCUUGACCAUCACAGCGUUACACACCUUCCCAUCAACUGAAAAAGGAGCCAC
Petromyzon marinus (sea lamprey) is the source of this 3314-nucleotide messenger RNA. RefSeq names its product fem-1 homolog B (gene FEM1B). Gene Ontology annotation, molecular function: protein binding. Lineage: Eukaryota; Metazoa; Chordata; Hyperoartia; Petromyzontiformes; Petromyzontidae. Gene Ontology annotation, cellular component: nucleus. The record is from RefSeq and is a predicted model, not a curated record.